AGGAUGCUCUCGCUCGCCCUUUCGCUAUCUCACUUGCUUAAAGAGAAAGUCGGGAAGAAGAAGAAGCGCUCUCUUUGUUAAAGCGCGCUCAUUCAGUCGUUUUCCUGUACAUGGUAUCGGAGGGAAAGGACGACAGCAACGCGUCUGACUGACUCCAGUUUGCGUUUCUCUGCGGCAGCUGAAUGGAUUUAACCUGCUGCGCUCCCUCUCUGUGGUUGCGUCGGAGCGCGCGGACAUCCUCGGGAUGAGCUGGAGCUUCUCCCUAUACGCACGCGGCGCAUGCUGGAUCAUAUCCCUAAUCCAAGUGAGCGACAGCAGAAAGAAGUUGCUGAGGCUCUCACGAGGACUCUCCGCGGAAUUUGUGGGAUCCUUGAAUCAGAACACUAAUUUAUUUUGAUCAUUUUCUUAAAAUCGUUGGAUUUCAACCUUUUUCGAAGAUCGUUUAGUUCUUACAGCAAAAGCAGUCUGGAGAGAAUGAGGUGUCGCUGGGUGAAGCAUGAGCUGUCAGAGAAUCAGUCAUAGGCGGCUGUUUCUGUCAUGGGAGGGGCUCGCCCUCAGCCUGUGGCUGUGCUGCUGCGGCUGGACCUGCGGGGUGACCCCCGCCGGAGCCGCGGCAGCCGGACCAGGCGACAGCGCGCCGCGCUCCCUGGAGUGGCUGCUGUCCGAUAAAGGGCCCUUCCACCAGAGUCUGGAGUUCACGGAAGCUCUCGAGAGGUACCAGCAGGGCUUCACAACCAGAUACAAGAUCUAUAGGGAGUUCGGUCGAUGGAAGGUGAACAGCCUGGCUGUGGAAAAGCGAGUCUCUUCAGGAGGCAGCGAAGGUUUGGCCUUGCCACUUGACCCCGACUUCAUGCACACCAUUCGGCAACUGGGGCGAAGGCCAACCCUCCAGAUGAUUACAGAGAGUCUAAUCAAGAAAUAUGGAACCCACCUCCUGCUCUCUGCCACUCUGGGAGGGGAAGAGUCUUUGACAAUAUUUGUGGACAAACGGAAGCUCAGCCUGGAGUCAUCUACCACAGGGGAUGAAGGCAGCAACAAGAUCACCAAUGCCACCGGCGCCGUGUCUCUGGAAGCUCUUCAUCAGCUGGCUGCUUCGUAUUUUGCUGACAGAGAGGGCACCCUGCGCAGGCUGCACCACCUUCAGAUUGCAUCCACCGCCGUGCGGGUGACCGAGAUGAGAACUGGGCCUCUUGGGUGCAGCAACUAUGACAAUCUGGACACAGUCAGCUCUGUUUUGGUUCACAGUCCAGAAAACAAAGUUCAGCUCCAAGGGCUGCAGGCCAUCCUACCAGGCUACCUUCAGAGCUGCUUCAUCCAGGCGGCACUCAACUACAUUGGCUGUAAAUCUGAGGGUCAGUUUGUUUGCCAGAACAAUGACUGCUGGUGUGAGUGCAGCGCGGCUUUCCCGCAGUGCAACUGUCCUCUCUCUGAGCUGGACACCCUGGAGAAGAGCCUGCUGCACAUAAGAGACUCCUGGAGGCAGAUCAACAGGGAGUUUGAAGAAUCCGAGGAGUUCCAAAGCUUUGUAGGGAAACUGCCAACUCAUUACGCUGUGAACACCUCAGUGGUGGAACACCUGUGGAGGAUGGAUGCUGGGUUGCUCCAGCGCUACAGGCAGCUGGAGAGCAGCAGCAACCAGCUUUUCUCCAAAGCUCAUCGCACAACUAACAAGCUCUUCAGUCUGAGCAGGAGAUGCAGGAAACAGCCUAAAAUCACGCUGCCAAGUCCCAGGCUGGUGCAUUUCUGGGUGAGCUACGCCCUUUCCAUGUUGUACUGCAGUGAGAACAAGCAAGUCGGUGUCUACAGUGAAAGGAGCCGCAGCUGCUCCUGUCCCCUCAAUCGUCCAGCAUGUCAAGGUCUCAUCCCCUGCUCAGUGGGUGACGGUCCCCACUGUUCCUCCUGUUCCCCAGACAACCGGACACGAUGCUCCAGCUGCAACCCAGGCUUCACCCUGACCCAGGGAGCAUGCCGGCCGGCCGUGCCUGACCCAACAGACCCUUAUCUGAGCAUGGAGAGUGACAGAGAUCUUCAGGAUCUUGAGCUGCGCUACUUGCUGCAGCGGCGAGACCCACGAAUCACUCUGCACGGUGUAUUUGUAAGCAACGAUGUACGCAUCAACACCUGGUUUGAUCCCUCCUGGAGGAAAAGAAUGCUGCUCACCCUCAAGAGCAACCGGGUCAAGUCAAACCGUGUGCAUGUGCUGCUUGGACUGACACUGCAGUUCUGCCUAACCAGAAACAGCACUUUGGAGCCCACACUGUCCCUGUUCGUCAAUCCUUUUGGGGGCAGCCACUCUGAGAGCUGGACCAUGCCUAUUGGUCAGCAUGGAUAUCCCGACUGGGAGCGAACCAAGCUGGAUAUUCCCCUGGACUGCUACAACUGGACACUAACUCUUGGAAACCGAUGGAAAAGCUUCUUUGAGACGGUACACUUCUACCUGAGGAGUCACGUCAGGGAUUAUGGGUUUGUGGCAGGAGGAGGCAGGAACACCACGCUGUUUGACGAGGACAUGGAACCAACCAAUAAUAUCGGUUACAUGAAGGUGAACAGCAUGCAGCUGUUUGGAUACAGCGUCCAUUUCGACCCUGAAGCCAUCCAGGACCUGAUUCUACAGCUCGAUUACCCAUACACUCAGGGAUCACAGGACUCUGCCCUGCUGCAGCUGGUGGAGCUGCGCUAUAGGAUCAACCGCCUCUCGCCUCCAGGGGCCCCGCAUGUGGAUCUGUUUUCCUGUCUGCUCCGCCACCGACUCAAACUGUCCAGUGCAGAUGUGACCAGGAUACUCACUGCCCUGCAAGCUUUCAGUGCCAGACAACCAAACUACUCAGAAUACGAGGCGAAUAAACUGUGUGCCUAAUGGCCACAAAUUCAUGCCUUGAAAUGCUUCUGUGUUGACAGAGACAGGCUUUUUUAGUCAGCUGGAUCAUACCGUGUCAAGUGUGUGGUAUGUGCUUUAAGACUGUGUUGUACAUACACAACAUGCAAUUAAAUUUGAUGUUCCUGUUUUCUA
This is a messenger RNA of Oryzias latipes (Japanese medaka), 3010 nucleotides long. Its product is annotated as BMP/retinoic acid-inducible neural-specific protein 3. Gene Ontology annotation, cellular component: dendrite; cytoplasm; neuronal cell body. The record is from RefSeq and is a predicted model, not a curated record. Lineage: Eukaryota; Metazoa; Chordata; Actinopteri; Beloniformes; Adrianichthyidae. Gene Ontology annotation, biological process: nervous system development; negative regulation of mitotic cell cycle; positive regulation of neuron differentiation.